AUGAAGGCUGACAGCUUUACUGGCAGCCUCAUUGGCCGUGGGCAAUGGGUGGUCACUGGCUGACCUGCCUGACCAGCCACUCCGAACUUCGCCCGAAAGUAGUUAAUGGUCAACCCAUGCAGUAAAAUUUAAUCGGGGCGCCCUGUGGCGGUUUCCGAGAUGUGGAGGCGAAGCCGGCUGCUCCCAGAGAUUUCCCAGUUGCUGCCCAGCCGCCCUCGUUGGAGAUGGGGAGCUUUCGCUCCGACCUGAUCCAGUACCGAGGCCUAUUUCAGAUGAUUUUAGUGCUAGGAAUAGGUGGAAGCUUCCCUUAUGGGUUCCAUAUUUCAGUAAUCAACUACCCCUCCUCGUGUAUUAAAACGUUUAUCAAUGAAACCUGGAUGGAGCGGCAUGGUUCACCCCUCUCUGAAGAGACUAUCUUGUUAAUGUGGUCCUUCAUCGUGUCCAUUUAUGGCUUAGGAGGCCUGCUAGGAAGUGUUUCCUGUGGGUACCUUACCACAAGAUACAGGAAAAAGAAGUGCCAGAUGUUCACCAACUUAAUCAUGCUAGUUGCUGCACUGUCCAUGGCUUUUAGCAAGAUGGCCAAAUCCUUUGAGAUGAUCUUCCUUGGGCGCCUCCUUUGUGGAAUUGGCAUUGGAUUUUCUUUCAACAUACACCCUCAAUAUGUGGGAGAGAUUUCACCCAAGAAGCUGCGUGGUUUUACAAAUGCCACAGUGGCUAUCUUUUUGACCCUGGGCAAAGUCUCAGGGCAAGUUAUUGGCCUCAGGGAAAUGUUAGGAAGUGAAUCUCUAUGGCCUUUACUGCUGGCUUUUACUGGAUUCACAACUGUGAUUCAACUGGUUACUCUCCCUUGCUUUCCUGAUUCUCCACCAUACCUUUUGAUACAGAAGGGCAACGAGGAAGCCUUCAAGAAAGCUAUCAAGCAGCUCUGGGGCGAAGGUGACCAUCAAGCUGAGAUCGAGGACAUAAAAAAGGAGAAGGCAGCCAUGGCGAGCUCCAAAAGUCUGCGGGUUCUUGAACUUCUGAAGACUCAGUCCUUGCGCUGGCAGCUCUAUGUGAUGAUCACCGUCAUGACCACGUUGCAGCUCUGUGGCAUCAAUGCAAUCUACUUUUACUCUUUUGAAGUCUUCCGCACAGCCAAGUUUGAAGAAGCCCUCAUCCCAUACAUAUCCUUGGGUGUUGGUCUUUGUGAGUGUAUCUCAUCUGUAUUGUGUAGCUCCCUUAUUGAGCGUUUUGGCCGGAAGGUGCUGCUAUGGGGAGGCUAUGCAUUGAUGGUUUUGGUGCUUGCUCUGCUCACACUAACUCUCUCACUCCAACAUCGCUUCUUUUGGAUGCACUACUUCAGUGUCAUUCUCAUCUUCUUGUUCGUUCUCUUCUAUGGAAUUGGACCAUCUGGUGCCACAAUUUCUGUCAUGGUUGAGAUCUUCAGUCAGGCCUUCCGCCCCUCAGCUUUUGUGAUUGUGGGGUUUAUCAACUGGAUGGGUCUCUUUCUGCUCGGGAUGAUCUUCCCAUUCCUUGUGGAAUAUCUUGGACCCUUUUGCUUCCUGAUUUUCAUGGGAAUUCUUGGUGUUUCAGGGGUAUUCAUCUACCUGUACCUGCCAGAAACAAAGGGGAAAUCUAUCUUGGAAAUUACAUUGGCGUUUGAUAAGUUAAAUUACAGCAAGAAGAAAGCUUUCCCUACAGAGAACAGUUUCCCUAAUGCAACAGUAUUUUGCACCAAGCUUUGACCAUGCAAUUGCAUAAUUACCAGCAGGGGGCUGGGUGGAAAUCAGGUCAUCUUUACUGCUGUUAAAAGUGAAGCCCUGGCAUUAAUUGAAGUUUUUUGCAUUGCUCUGUCAUUCUUGUUACAAAAUGUUUGAGACCCAGAUUAAGACCUGAUUAAUUGCCACCACUAGGUUACCUUGAGUUGGUCAUUCUUUCUCAGCCUAACCUACCUCACAGGGUUGUUGUGAGGGUUAAAUGGAGGAUGGGAGAUAUGCUCCCCUGAGCUCCUUGGAGGAAGUGUGAUGUAUAAUGUACUCAAUAAAUAUUAAUUUAUGGUUGUGAAUUUCA
This is a messenger RNA of Heteronotia binoei (common prickly gecko), 2049 nucleotides long. RefSeq names its product solute carrier family 2, facilitated glucose transporter member 11-like. The record is from RefSeq and is a predicted model, not a curated record. Gene Ontology annotation, molecular function: hexose transmembrane transporter activity. Lineage: Eukaryota; Metazoa; Chordata; Lepidosauria; Squamata; Gekkonidae. Gene Ontology annotation, biological process: monosaccharide transmembrane transport. The transcript has 12 exons. Gene Ontology annotation, cellular component: membrane. The coding region runs from base 225 to 1724 and encodes 499 amino acids.